Messenger RNA from Eufriesea mexicana, 830 nucleotides. RefSeq names its product ribosomal protein S3 (gene RpS3). The transcript is spliced from 4 exons. Gene Ontology annotation, molecular function: structural constituent of ribosome; RNA binding. Gene Ontology annotation, biological process: translation; positive regulation of apoptotic signaling pathway. The record is from RefSeq and is a predicted model, not a curated record. Gene Ontology annotation, cellular component: nucleus; cytosolic small ribosomal subunit. Lineage: Eukaryota; Metazoa; Arthropoda; Insecta; Hymenoptera; Apidae. Bases 81 to 809 code for a protein of 242 amino acids.
CAUCACAUCAAAGUGUAUCAUUUCCGCUUCCAGUCGAGUCUUUUGGAUUUUCGACUCCUUUUCUAUUGCAAGUAUAAAACAUGGACAAUCGUUCUAUCUCGAAGAAGAGAAAGUUUGUAGGAGACGGAGUUUUCAAAGCUGAAUUAAACGAGUUUCUAACUCGCGAACUUUCAGAAGAUGGAUAUUCAGGAGUAGAAGUACGCGUUACUCCUCACCGCACAGAAAUUAUUUUACUGGCUACUCAUACACAAAGUGUUCUUGGGGAAAAGGGUCGUAGAAUCCGAGAAUUGACAUCUGUUGUACAAAAACGAUUUCAUUUUAAAGAAACACAAAAUAUUGAAUUAUAUGCCGAGAAAGUUGCAACAAGAGGUCUUUGUGCUAUUGCUCAAGCAGAAUCUUUACGUUUCAAAUUAAUUGGAGGUCUCGCUGUGCGGAGAGCUUGUUAUGGAGUCCUUCGGUUUAUCAUGGAGUCUGGAGCAAAAGGUUGUGAGGUAGUUGUCAGUGGCAAGUUACGUGGACAAAGAGCAAAGUCGAUGAAAUUUGUUGAUGGAUUAAUGAUCCACUCUGGAGAACCUACUAAUGAAUAUGUCAAUACUGCAACUCGUCAUGUGCUUCUUCGACAAGGUGUACUUGGCAUCAAAGUAAAAAUCAUGCUCGCAUAUGAUCCUGAAGGUAAGACAGGUCCCAAAAAGCCUCUGCCAGAUUCUGUUUCCAUUGCUGAACCAAAAGAUGAAGUAUUUCCUUUACAACCAACAUCUGAAGUGAAAGUAUCUAAGGAUUUGCCGCAAACAAUACCACUUCCAGUGUAAUUUAUACAUAAAUGGAAAUAA